AACGUCCCCUAGUCAUCACAUUUUCUACAUGCAAACCAAACUUUCCCUUCUUUUCCUUUAUCAUUUCUGCUAUUUUUCAGCUCCCAGAUAGUUAACAUAAACAAAUAGCAAUGGCUAUUCGCUUUCCUGCUAUUGCAUAUGCUAAGCAGAUAUUUCGCCGAUCAAACUUGCUUCCAAAUCAAUCUGCAUCUAAUUUUACAGAUGUUCCCAAAGGCUACUUGGCAGUAUGUGUUGGAGAAGGCCAAAAGAAGAGAUUCACAGUUCCAGUAUCACUGUUGAAUAAGCAUUCAUUUCAAGAAUUGCUGAGGAAGGCUGAGGAAGAAUUUGGGUUCAAUCAUCUAAUGGGUGGUAUCACAAUUCCCUGCAGAGAAGACAUCAUCUUACUUCACGUUUGAACAGAUCAUGAUAUGAAAAUCAUCAAACACA
Hevea brasiliensis (rubber tree) is the source of this 426-nucleotide messenger RNA. Its product is annotated as auxin-induced protein 15A-like. The coding region runs from base 111 to 395 and encodes 94 amino acids. The transcript has a single exon. Gene Ontology annotation, biological process: response to auxin. NCBI's taxonomy places the organism in Eukaryota, Viridiplantae, Streptophyta, Magnoliopsida, Malpighiales, Euphorbiaceae. The record is from RefSeq and is a predicted model, not a curated record.